Messenger RNA from Branchiostoma floridae (Florida lancelet), 1372 nucleotides. RefSeq names its product 39S ribosomal protein L14, mitochondrial-like. Gene Ontology annotation, cellular component: ribosome; mitochondrion. Gene Ontology annotation, molecular function: structural constituent of ribosome. Gene Ontology annotation, biological process: translation. The record is from RefSeq and is a predicted model, not a curated record. Lineage: Eukaryota; Metazoa; Chordata; Leptocardii; Amphioxiformes; Branchiostomatidae.
GCGCACUACUGCCAGCCUCGGUCUGGUGCACGGCUGCACUUCCGGGAUUGGGAAGGUCAGGUCACAAGUGGGGAGGGUGAAGGGGUCAAGACGGACCUCAAGACGUGUUUCUUCAAGCUCAGCAGAUGGCGCUGGUGAGAGGUAUCACAGGUCUUCAGCAGCAGCUGCAACAUCAUGUGACCUGCGGCAGCAGAAUGUUCAGAAAACAGCGUCGGCAAGGUGGGAGACAAGGUGCUGGUGGCCAUCAUGGGCCAGAAGAAGAAGGCCCUGAUCGUGGGCCACAAGCAGAAUGGGCCGCGCAUGACGCCUAAGUUUGACUCGAACAACAUCAUCCUGCUGGAGGAUUCUGGGAACCCCACCGGCACCAGGAUAAAGGUUCCCGUGCCGUCACUACUCAGGAAAAAAGCUGCUGACCAGUCCAAGGUGCUGGCCAUCGCUUCCAGGUUCAUCUAAACACUGCUGACCAGGCCAAAGUGUUGGCUAUCGCUUCUAGGUUCAUCUAAACACUGCUGACCAGUCCAAGGUGCUGGCCAUCGCUUCUAGGUUCAUUUAAACACUGCUGACAAGUCUAAAGUGCUGGCCAUCGCUUCUAGGUUCAUCUAAACACUGCUGACCAGUCCAAAGUGCUGGCCAUCGCUUCCAGGUUCAUCUAAACACUGCUGACCAGGCCCAAGUGCUGGCCAUCGCUUCUAGGUCCAUCUAAACACUGCUGACCAGUCCAAAGUGCUAAGCCAUCGCUUCUUGGUACCAAAGUGCUGGCCAUUGCUUCUAGGUUUACAUGUAUAUGUCUGUGACUGCAGAUAUAAUUCAGUAUUUGUUGCCAGUGUCUUAAGUAAGGUCUGGAUUAGGGGUGCCUAUCAGCGCACAAAAUUCAGGCACUGGAGGUCUAGACCUGAAUGUUAGUACAGCAGUGCUAAGUUAUAUAAAGAAGGUGAGACACAAGUAUAGGUCUCUGUGAGCAAUGGUGAACAAAUAAUGUUCUGUAUAUUUAGAAUUACAGAAUGAUAAUUUUCUAUGCAGUACCCUGAAAAAAAAAAAGUCAUGUGCAGGUCAGGCAAAACAGGUAAAUGCCUGUCUGCCUGCUCAUCUGUCGAACCGACAGGAGAACCGUUAAAAAUUACCCUGACAAGUAAGGUGUGGACUGAGGUAACAUUUCACACCCUUCCAUACACAGAUGCUAGAAAGAUGUUACCGACUGUAGGUAUAAUGUUGACUUGAAAGAUAAGCCUUUGAAAACUUUCCAAAUCAUUUUCUCAAGUUGAGUUGGUAACUGUUUCAUUCACCAUAAACUGUGGCUACUUCGAGGGAAGCAGCAAACAUUUCCAGUGAAUAGUUUGAUUUGGACCAAUAAAAUUGAUAUUUUGUUGUCUCA